Messenger RNA from Meloidogyne enterolobii, 1505 nucleotides. NCBI's taxonomy places the organism in Eukaryota, Metazoa, Nematoda, Chromadorea, Rhabditida, Meloidogynidae. The record is from the annotation of a GenBank genome assembly.
UUCCUCUUUUAACGGAACUACCGAGGGAUUAAGGUUGAUAAUGUGGUAUUAUGAGUGGUGUAUCAUAACUCUGGGUGUCUCUAUCUUCUUCAAUCACGCCAGAUCCAUCAAUAUCUCCUUUUUGAUAUCCCCCUUCAAUCUUUAUACGUGACUCAUAUUAUCUAUCGUCUUAGCAACAACUUUUAAAAAAACUUCUUUUACUCAACGCUUCCCUAGUAAAUGCCGCCAAGUUUUAUUUUUCUUCUAACGGCACUAAGCAUUUCUAGAAAUUAAUCCUAGCAUUGGAAAUGACAUUUUUUUGUUGUUUUUUGUCUUAUUUUGUAAAAAAAGUAGAUGCUUUACUAUUUAUUUGUCUCGUGUAUUGUUAUAAAUUAGUAUAUUUUUCCUGUUAGUGUAGGUUAGCCUCUCUAUUUUUUACCCUCCAAAUAUUAACAUGAGGGAGAGGUUUUCAUUGAUUUAAAAAAAUGAAGGGCAGCUAGAUGAAAACAAGACGUGGAGUAAAUAAAUAGAGAGAGUGAGUGACACAAAAAUUUUUAUUUUUCUUUUAAAAACUGGUUUUUUGUACCAUUUUUGUUAUAUAAAUAUAUUUUUAUAUUUAAUUUAAUAAUAAUUUUUUCAAAUUUUCAGAUUUAAAUCAAAAUAUUUAUUCCUUAAAUUAAUUGGACAACAGACUAUUUUUUCAAUUUUUCACAACUCAACGAAAAAAAAACGAGAUGAGUCAUCAACAGCCGAAUGCACCGCCUCCCUACGAUAGUGCGCAAAAAUAUUCUGCUUAUCCGGACAUUAACAUGCAAGGCGAUCCUUACCAACCAAAUAUGCAAAAUCCAUACCCGCAACAACAGGCGCCACAACAGCCUGCACCUACGACGACUUAUGUUUAUGUUAAUGAUGGACAGCGCCCGCCGUUUGGACCACAACCGCAAAAUGCAUAUUGCCCGACUUGUCAGCAAAGUGUGCUUACAAAAGUUAAACAUUCUGCUGGUCUUUUAACUUGGCUUGUUUUUGGUGGAUGCUUAAUAUUUGGAUGUUGGUUGGGCUGUUGUUUGUUGCCAUUUUGCAUGGAUGACUGUCAAGAUUGUGAGCAUUUUUGCAGUAAUUGCAACACUUUCUUGGGCCAGUACAAACGCCUCUGAAUGAAGAGACUUUCUGCUAUUUUUAAAAGUAAAAAGAAGACACAUUUUGCGAUAUAUUUCAUUAUCUUUUCAUUUUUAUAAACAUUUGACAAUUUUAAUUGAUUAGCGUUGAAAGGGUUCUGUUGGCCUUUUGAAUGUUUUGAACAUUUUUCGUUUGAUAUCUUACUUUUCUUUUAACAUUUAACAAUAUUCGUUUCAAAAUUCAAAAAUCUGCGAUAUUUGGCAUAAUGCAAAAUAUUAAGAUUAAAUGACACUUCAUCCCAAAAAUCAAUAAUCGAUUUUUGAUGUUUCAUUUGGCGUCCUCUCUCGUUCAUCUUUAGCAAAGAUGUUCUACAACAGAAUGCUUCUUCAGCAGCAGCAAUAAACAACAGC